Manihot esculenta (cassava) is the source of this 2746-nucleotide messenger RNA. Its product is annotated as potassium transporter 5. Gene Ontology annotation, cellular component: membrane. The transcript is spliced from 8 exons. The record is from RefSeq and is a predicted model, not a curated record. Lineage: Eukaryota; Viridiplantae; Streptophyta; Magnoliopsida; Malpighiales; Euphorbiaceae. Gene Ontology annotation, molecular function: potassium ion transmembrane transporter activity. Bases 162 to 2477 code for a protein of 771 amino acids. Gene Ontology annotation, biological process: potassium ion transmembrane transport.
UCUUCUCUUUUGGCCAAUUCUCACGUUCGUAUUCACACUUCUCCUCUAUAAAUAUCCGCCUUCUCCCUCGCCUCUAGGAGCCCCAGGCCCCAUACUCUCCGCUUGCCUCUUGGAUCUCACUUCAUCUUCUAACCGAAGGGAAAAGCUAGAGGUAGGAGAAAAUGUCUGAAAAUAAUAUAGUUCAGAGCGUCACCAUUGAAGACAGUUCUGAUCAGUUCUCUAAGCCCCUCAGUGCAAAGAAACUUUCCUCCCAAAAAUUGCGCCGGAAUGACUCUCUGGAAAUUGAAUCUCGCAAGUUUCCUGGAAGUCAACUCCACGGCUCUAAGGCCGUGAGCUGGUCGGUGAUCUUGCACUUGGCAUUCCAAAGCAUUGGGAUUGUAUAUGGAGAUAUCGGUACAUCACCACUGUAUGUGUACUCGAGUACUUUCACCGAUGGUAUUCGCCACAACGAUGAUAUCUUGGGUGUACUUGCUUUGAUUUUGUAUACCAUCACUCUCAUUCCUCUAGUCAAGUACGUCUUAAUCGUCUUGCGUGCCAACGAUAAUGGCGAUGGAGGGACGUUUGCUUUGUACUCGCUGAUAUGCCGAUAUGCUAAAGUGGGUCUUAUCCCAAGCGAACAAGCCGAGGACCACGAUGUAUCCAAUUUCCAGCUAGAGUUGCCUAGCAAGAGCAUGCGGAGGGCAACCAAGCUGAAAUCUAAGCUGGAAAAUAGCCAAUUCGCCAAGUUCUUCCUUCUCUUCGCCACCAUGCUUGGCACUUCCAUGGUCAUCGGAGAUGGCGUUCUUACUCCUUGCAUUUCAGUUUUAUCAGCUGUGGGAGGGAUCAAGCAAGCCACUACUAAAAUGACCGACGAUAUGAUUGUUUGGAUAUCAGUAGCUAUCUUGAUCUGCCUGUUCAUGGUCCAAAGGUUCGGGACUGAUAAAGUGGGAUACACUUUUGCUCCAAUAAUUUGUGUCUGGUUUACGAUGAUUGGUUGUAUUGGCGUUUACAAUUUCUUCAAGUAUGACCCUUCCGUUAUCAAAGGCUUAAAUCCAAAGUACAUAGUAGAUUAUUUCAAGAGGAACAAGGACAAAGCAUGGAUUUCACUUGGUGGGGUUGUCCUUGCCAUAACAGGAACGGAGGCCCUAUUUGCAGAUGUUGGCCAUUUCACAGUUCGAUCCAUACAAAUAAGUAUGUGCACUGUGACCUACCCAGCUCUUAUAUGUGCAUACACUGGCCAAGCUGCUUUCCUUAGAAAGCACAAUGAUCUUGUCCCCGAUACCUUUUAUAAGUCUAUACCAGACCCUCUCUACUGGCCCAUGUUUGUGGUGGCCGUUUUGGCUUCAAUCAUUGCUAGCCAAGCCAUGAUUUCUGGGACCUUUUCCAUCAUCCAGCAAUCGCUCUCACUUGGAUGCUUCCCUCGUGUGAAAAUUGUGCACACAUCCACUAAAUAUGAAGGACAAGUCUAUAUUCCUGAAAUCAAUUACCUUCUUAUGCUUGCUUGUGUCGGAGUUACUCUUGGUUUUAGAAGUACUGCAAAUAUCGGCAAUGCAUAUGGGAUUGCUGUGGUGUUUGUAAUGACUCUCACAUCAGCCUUGCUUGUAUUGAUCAUGCUCAUGAUUUGGAAAACCAACGUUCUUUUUGUAAUUGCCUAUGUGCUAACCAUUGGGGUGGUGGAGCUUGUUUAUUUAAGUUCGGUCCUCUACAAAUUUGAUCAAGGAGGAUAUUUACCGUUAGCCUUUGCUGCAGUUCUGAUGACUAUAAUGUUUGUCUGGAAUGAUGUGUACCGAAGAAAAUACUAUUAUGAGCUCGAAAACAAGAUUUCUCCAGAUACGCUAAAGGAGAUUGCUGCUGAGACCAAUUUCAGUAGACUUCCUGGACUUGCCAUGUUCUACUCUGAGCUUGUUCAGGGCAUCCCUCCCAUCUUCAAGCAUUAUGUGGAAAAUGUGCCUGCACUUCACUCGGUACUUGUUUUUGUCUCCAUUAAAUCACUUCCCAUUGGAAAGGUUCCGGCAGAAGAACGAUUCCUUUUCCGCAAGGUAGAACCAUCGGAGCUCAACGUGUUCCGUUGUGUAGCACGAUAUGGAUACACGGAUGUUCGCAAUGAGAAUGAGCCAUUUGAGAGAAUGUUGAUUGAAAAAUUGAAGGAGUUUAUCAGAGAUGAUUACUGGUUAAGAAAAGCAAAUCUGAAAAAUGGUGAGGAUGCCAAUGAUGAAGAAUCACAUGAUGGACAAUUUGACGAAAAUAGAAACACAAAGCGAGAAGAUUUACAGGACGUAGAUAAGCAAAUGGAUAUGAUCGACAAAGCAUGGCGUGCUGGAGUUGUUCACUUGAUCGGAGAGAACGAGGUGGUUGCAGGCAAAGGAGCAAAUAUUGGGAAAAGAAUUUUGAUAGAUUAUGCAUUCAAUUUCUUGAAAAGAAACUUGAGACAAAGUGAGAAAGUGUUUGAUAUUCCUCAGAAACGCAUGCUUAAAGUGGGUAUGACUUAUGAGCUUUAGGAAAUGAAAGUAAAAUCAAGGAGGGAUAUGGAGCAACAUGAGAGCCCUGGAUAUGAAAAGAUAGUUGGCUCAGUCGGAAGAUUCCCCGUUCAGAGUUGAAACAGAAUUCAAUGAAUGAAGCAAUUAUCAUUGUAAAGAAUAAAACAGAAUGUUUUGUAUGUAGAGAGUUUAGAAUUUCUCAUGCAGAGAAUGAUGCAUAAUUCUUUCUCUGCAAUAUAUGUAAGUUAAAUUUCAGCAAUUAAGGAUAUAUAUAAAUAUUGUUACCAUUA